GUUUUGUGAUUCACACGUGUUUACAUUUCAGUUUCACAGAUGUCAGAUGUCAUAAUUUUAAUUAGGAAAAAAAAAACGUUAAACAAGAAUGAAUUUUAACUUACUAAGAAAUAAUUUUCUCGCAGGCUCACAAUGGUUACAAAAUACCGUAAGAUAUGCAAGUAAAAAGACAGGAGGUAGUACGCAAAAUACAAGUACAAAAGUGAGGCCUAAACACAGAGGCUGGAAGGUCCAAGACGGAUGGUGGGUGCCAUCUGGAACUAUUUUGGUUUUACAAAGAACACUCAGGUUCCAUCCUGGUCUCAAUGCUGGCUUAGGAAAGAAUGGCACAAUCUUCGCCAUAACCUCAGGUCGAGUCAGGAUAACAUGCGAGAAGGCCGACUUGAACUGGGAUCACUCUUGGGUGCAAAGGUGCCACGGCCACAGGAAAGGUGUUGACUUUUACAAAAAGUAUUUCAACGUUAUACCAGACCCGCAACAUCAAAACUUCAAACUUAUAGAUCAGAUUUGAAACUAGAUGUUAAAAGUGUAGAUACGAUUUUUAGUUUGUUAUGAAACCACAUUAAUAUAUUAUUAUGAUUUUUAUUUGUUG
Acanthoscelides obtectus is the source of this 592-nucleotide messenger RNA. The record is from the annotation of a GenBank genome assembly. NCBI's taxonomy places the organism in Eukaryota, Metazoa, Arthropoda, Insecta, Coleoptera, Chrysomelidae.